Enterobius vermicularis (human pinworm) is the source of this 2445-nucleotide messenger RNA. The record is from the annotation of a GenBank genome assembly. NCBI's taxonomy places the organism in Eukaryota, Metazoa, Nematoda, Chromadorea, Rhabditida, Oxyuridae.
AUGAGAAUCGUGGCGAGUAGAGCUGAGAAAAUUUGGAAGUUUUUUGCUCGUAAAAGUGAGAAAGAGGAAUUUUUUGCGGAAUCUUUUAAAACUGUAAAUUCCCAGAUUGGUCAAGCAAAUCGUUUUGAAUUUAUUUGUAAAAAGGAAAUUUUAAAUAUUGGCGAAAGGCCAAGAAGCAUAAAUGUACGUCUUAAUGAAGCAUAUGCAUGUCGUAUGUAUAUGCACAGUGUAGAAUUUUACACCAAAUUAGGAUCUGGAAGUAUGACCGAAAAUGAAGAGCUAGAGAGACAAAAGAAAUAUGACAUUAAAAAUGCGGCUUUUGAUUGUGAGUAUUACCUGAGCAGCUUGUUCAAGAAGAAGGGCCUUGACGAGUUAGUCCAAGUAGAAGAGGAUAUGGUGCAAAAUGUCAGAAGACUUGAUUCUGAAAUGCAGCAACUUGUCUACGAAAAUUAUAAUAAGUUUAUAACUGCAACUGGUACUGUGAAGAAGAUGCAGAAUGACUUUUCAGAAAUGGGGAGAUGUUUCAUGCUUUUUAAGGAGAUGGAAUCUCUAUCGAAGAAUAUGAAACAAAUCUCAGAUUUAUCGAGGAAUCUAUGCUCUGCUUUCGAAAAUCGUCGGGCAAAAAUAUCAGAUCUUUUUGAGACGAAUCGCACUCUUAAAAGUUUGCAGUUUAUGUUGGGACUUCCAGCUAAACUACAAGUAAUGAGAAAUUUUUGGUCUAACCAGUUGGACGUUGAGUUUUCCAGCUGCAAUUUAGUGCGGUUGACAGAAAUGGCGCUCCGUCAAAAAAGUUGUACAAAAGAGUUAUCAAAUUCCCUCGCAUUGCUGUUACGUCUGGGAGUUCCUUCUUCAAAUGUUCAGUCCCAGUUUAUGGAGAUAUGCGCUCGAAACUUGAAUGAACAGAUCGAUACUCUCAGUAAACUGAUUGAGUGUGAUAAAAGCAGUGUACGUUUGUGUCCGCAUUUACUAAGUUCUAUUUUACAUGUUGUUUCUUCAAAUCAGGGCGGCAAAGACGUAUUGGAAUUCGUAGAUGAUUCCUGCAGCACGUUUUUGGCUGAUUUAUCAUUGGUGGCAGCUCUAAAUAAGCGCCUUUUUCCAAAACAUGUAUCAGAUGAAGAACUGAUUGAAUUGUUUAACGGUGUCAUGGCCCGCUUUGAAACGUGUGUUCGCUCUCGUUUUCUCUGCGAGGUAGACGCUCGCGAGUGUGCUCUUGUAGUGAGAGCUCUUGAUAGGUUUUAUAGACGUUUAUCGUCAUGUAAUCAGCUCGUUUCUGGGGUAGAUUAUUCGCCUGUAAAUAUUUCUAUGUUGAAUUCUGUAUCUCGACAUGAAAUAAUCCUUGCUCGUGAAAGGAUUGUCGAACGCGUUAAUGCAGCAAUCUCACAGGUUUGUAGCGAACUUGCAGUUGCCGAAUCAUCUGCGCAAACUAAAGUGUUGAAUUUGAAUGAUAUGGUCGCUAGGCUUGAAAACGUAUUAAUCGUUCAGUUGAAGACUGCUUUGGCAUCUUUAUUACUUUUUACAGCUUCGGAUAUGACUUUUUCUUCGCUAGACCCUUUAUUGUUUUCUCAUCGAUUUGGUGUUGAAGUUCAUGAAGCGUUGAUGGUGGAGUCACUUGAGCAAGUUUGUCUACUUGGAUCUCAUUUACGCGAACGCAAUGCUCAAGGGACUAGUUUCAGCACAAAUUUGUACAUUUUAUUGGCACAAUUCUUCAUAAAUAUCGAAGCUCGUUCCUUAGAAUACGUAUUCGGUUUAUGUCAGGAACAGUUUAGGUUGGUUGAAGAAGCACAGAAAGGCGCAGAAUCUUGCUUGACUUCGAUCGAUAACGUCAGGUUCUCAUUUCGAAACACAGCGUAUAAUUUACUCAGACAUUAUGUAAACCGUCAAGGAAUUUUAAUCUCACAGCCGUUGGUUAGAAGCGUUGAAGGUAAAGACUGGUUAUCUUGUUCAGAACCGACUGCUGUUCGUGCAGCAAUGAAAAGCUUUCUCGAAGACUUAACUUCUCUUGACAGUUUAAUAAAGACAUUUAUGAAUGAGGGCGUUAAAAAGGAACGUGCAAGCGAAGGCCCUUCUUUACGUUCUCACACGAGAAGGAACCCUCCUAAUUUUGAUGCGUGCUCAAUAAGCUCAACGCUUGACAAAUUAUGGUCAGAACGGGUUGACUUUUGUGCAAAUGUUGAGUUCAAUCGGACUUCUGUUUUGACCGCCUUGGUAAACAUUACUAUGAAAUCUCUCCUUGAAAGUGUUCGCUUGCAAACAUUUUCAAAGUUUGGUCUUCAACAAAUACAGGUCGACUGCUCGUUUCUCCAACAGCGUUUGUGGCGUUUUAUUUCAGACGAUCAAGGGACGGUCUCUUUUAUUGAUGAAAUAAUUUCGUCUGCAAUGCACCGCUGCAUAGAUGCGAAGUUGCUUAAGCCUAUCACGGUAUCAGAAAUAUGUGAGAAGCAAUAA